AUGGAACAAUCACAUAGGUCCCAUCAUAAGCCUUCGGCAGGUAACAAGCAUGCUAAGAAAGAUGCUGCCAAGGGGGUGGACAGAACAGGUGGGAAGGGGUUCAAUCCCAAGGCCUUCACGAACACCUCUUUCAGGGCUGCUGAUCGAGCAGCAAGGAGAACAGCAGAGAAAGAUCAAAGGCGAUUACAUGUCCCGCUCGUCAACCGUAAUCCAGAAGAGAGGAAGGUGACCUCAGCAAAAGGUCAAGGUAUGGAUGAAGGUAAAUUACCACCACCACCUAUCGUCGUCGGUAUAGUAGGUCCACCAGGUGUAGGUAAAUCGACUUUACUUCGAUCACUCGUAAGGAGAUAUACCAAACACAACCUCAAUCAACCCCAGGGUCCGAUCACAGUGGUAUCGGGUAAAACGAGGAGAAUCACUUUUAUAGAAUGUGGGAAUGAUUUGAACUCUAUGAUCGAUCUGGGUAAAGUGGUGGAUCUGGAAACUUUUGAAUUUCUAAAUAUCCUUCAAUCACACGGUUUCCCCAAAGUCAUUGGUCUCCUUACACAUCUCGAUUUAAUCAAAAAAGCAUCUACCCUUAAAGAUACCAAGAAACGUCUCAAACAUCGAUUCUGGACGGAGAUUUAUCAAGGAGCUAAGCUAUUCUCUCUAUCGGGAGUGAUGAAUGGUCGUUAUCCCGAUGCCGAAAUCAACCUCUUAUCGAGGUUCAUCAGUGUAAUGAAAUUUAGACCAUUGGUAUUCCGUAAUCAACAUCCAUACCUCCUGGCAGAUAGAAUCCAAGAUAUGACACCUCGAGAACUCAUUCGUGAAAAUCCAAAGAUUGAUCGAACGAUUACGCUAUAUGGAUAUUUGAGAGGACCUAAUUUACCUCCUCGACACGCCAAGAUACAUAUACCCGGUGCGGGAGAUUUGGAAGUAAAGAACGUUGAGAGAUUAUCGGAUCCAUGUCCUCUACCUACGCUUGAGAGUGAGAGAAGGAGGAAAAUGGGUGAAAAAGCAAAACUCAUUCAUGCGCCCAUGAGUGACGUAGGAGGAGUGAUGUACGAUAAAGACGCAGUGUACAUAAAUGUACCCGGAAGUUUCACCAAAGGAGGUGAUGCUCCCCAGGGUGAAGGUGAAAAGAUGGUAAUGGAUCUACAAGAUGCCAAUCGAACUUUUGCCGAUGGUAUACAAAAUUCGGAAAUCCGAUUGUUCGGCCAUUCAUCUGCGCCUCUCGAAGUCAGCCAACAGCAGAGAGUAAGAAGAGCUGCUGCACCUCGAUCGGGUGGUCCGAUGCUUGGUAGUGCCGAAGACGAAGAGUACGAUAGCGAUGAGGACGGAGAAGAUUUCGAGGAUGAAGAUGGAGAAGGUAUGGUUGAUGGAUUGGAUGAUGAAUCGGAGGAAGAAGAAGGAGAUGUCAGAUAUGCUGAGUCGGAUUCAGAUAAUGAUGAUCUUGAGUUUGCCACUGGGUUCGAGCAGGAUGGUAAAAUCGUUAACAUCGAUGAUGAAGAUGUCGAUGGAGAAGAGAACGAUGAUAUCGAAGACGAUGACGAAGAGGAAGACGAUGAAGACGUACCUCAAUGGAAACGAAAUCUGUCCGACCGAGCAGCUACUUCCUUCGCAGAACGAAUGGGCAAGAGGCGAGAUCUCAUGUCAUUGAUCUAUAAUUCGGAAUUAUCUCCUGAAGAGAUCGCUGCUGGAAAGACUAGACCCUCAUCAGCCGAUGCGGAAUCUUCGCGUAUGGCUCAAGGCGAUGAUCUCUUCCAGAUCUCCAGAGAAGAAAACAAAGGAGAUGAAGGCGAUCAGCUCAAAGUACCGGUAGACGAUGAAGCACUGAAAGCUAAAUGGGAUGAUGAGGAAAUGUUGAAUUCACUCAAGGAGAUGUUCAUCUCAGGACCAGUAGGAGAAGUGGAUGCGGAAGGCAAUCCAUAUGAAGAAGAUGGUGAAGGGUUCGAAGAUUUAGAAGAUGGGGAUGAUGACGAAGAAAAUGGAGAUGGUGUACCAUACGUCGGAGUCAAACCUUCCGCAGCGGAUUCGGGAUUAGAUCACGAGACUGCUCGAGCUCAAGCAGCAGCGAAGAAGCAGGCUGCUUUGAAAGCCAAGUUUGACGAGCAGUACGAUAAUGAUUCGGAUGAAGAUGGAGAUAAGAUGGAUUUCUACGAUCAACAGAAGAACGAAAUGGCCAAACAACGUCAACUGAACGAAGAUGAAUUCCAAGGAAUCGAUAUCGACGCACGAGCUCAAAUCGAGGGAUAUCGAUCGGGAAUGUAUGUGAGAUUAGAAAUCACCGAGGUACCUUGUGAGAUGAUCGAGCAUUUCGAUCCGAGAUUCCCUAUAAUCGUCGGUGGACUUUUAGCUGCAGAAGAGCGAUUUGGCUAUUUGACAGUCCGAAUCAAACGACAUAGAUGGUUCACUCGUACGCUCAAAACCAACAACCCAAUCAUAUUCUCCCUGGGAUGGAGGCGGUUCCAAUCAUUGCCGAUAUAUCAUUUAGACGAUCAUUCAAUUCGAAAUCGUCUUUUGAAGUAUACUCCAGAACAUAUGCAUUGUUACGCAACGUUCUAUGGACCUGUCUCAGCGCCUAACACAGGUUUCUGCGCUUUCAAUUCCCUGACAGACGAUUCACCUGGAUUUAGAGUAUCGGCAACAGGAGUGGUAUUGGAUAUUGAUCGAUCGACAAAAAUAGUUAAGAAAUUGAAAUUGACCGGUACACCGUAUAAGAUAUUUAAAAAUACCGCGUUUAUCAAAGAUAUGUUCAAUUCUGCUUUGGAAGUUGCCAAGUUCGAGGGAGCGAAUAUCAAGACUGUUUCUGGAAUUAGAGGUCAGGUCAAAAAGGCUCAGAGUAAACCUGAUGGUGCUUUUAGAGCUACUUUCGAGGAUAAGAUCUUAAUGAGGGAUAUUGUCUUCCUCAGAGCAUGGUACUCUAUUGAGCCUAAGAAACUGUACAACCCUGUUUGUUCUUUAUUGCUUGCGGAUAAAGGUGAUUGGAGAGGUAUGAGGUUGACAGGUCAGAUAAGACGGGAUGAAGGUAUAAAGACUCCCUUGGAUAUCAACUCAGCUUAUAAGCCUAUUGAACGUACUACCAGACGAUUCAAUACCCUCAAAGUGCCUCGAAAACUCGAAGCGUCCCUACCCUAUGCCUCAAAGACCAAAGCGGUCGCACCUCAGAAGAAACCUACCUACCUCCAAUCGAGAGCGGUAAUAAUGACUGAUGAAGAGAAGAAGGCAGUGACGCUCUUACAGCAGAUCCAAACGUUGAAGAAGGAUAAGGUGGCAAGACGUAAAGAGAAGCAAGAAGAAAGGAGAAAGGAGCAUCGAAAGAAGGUUGGAGUGGUGGAUGAGAAGUUGCAAGCGAAAUUGAAAGAGGAGAAGAAAGAGAGGUUUAAGAUGGAGGGGUUGAAAAGGAAGAGGGAGGAGGCUGCUGCUGAGGGGAAAUAUGGUAAGAAGAGGACUAGGGAUUAG
Kwoniella botswanensis is the source of this 3441-nucleotide messenger RNA. RefSeq lists its product as uncharacterized. Gene Ontology annotation, cellular component: nucleus; 90S preribosome. Gene Ontology annotation, molecular function: U3 snoRNA binding; GTPase activity; GTP binding. The record is from RefSeq and is a predicted model, not a curated record. The coding region runs from base 1 to 3441 and encodes 1146 amino acids. Lineage: Eukaryota; Fungi; Basidiomycota; Tremellomycetes; Tremellales; Cryptococcaceae. Gene Ontology annotation, biological process: endonucleolytic cleavage of tricistronic rRNA transcript (SSU-rRNA, 5.8S rRNA, LSU-rRNA); maturation of SSU-rRNA from tricistronic rRNA transcript (SSU-rRNA, 5.8S rRNA, LSU-rRNA); ribosome biogenesis. The transcript has 6 exons.